Penicillium vulpinum is the source of this 420-nucleotide messenger RNA. RefSeq lists its product as uncharacterized. Bases 1 to 420 code for a protein of 139 amino acids. The record is from RefSeq and is a predicted model, not a curated record. The transcript has a single exon. NCBI's taxonomy places the organism in Eukaryota, Fungi, Ascomycota, Eurotiomycetes, Eurotiales, Aspergillaceae.
AUGCAAACUCUCUACAACGCUCUAAUCCGCACUCAUCACAUAACCUCCCGCAAAAAAGUAACCGCACUCAAACGCGCCGCAGACACACACCAAUGCGCCGUGCUCUUGCGCUCCGGCGGGUGUCCAGGGAUCAUGUACGUGGAGGGCGGGAAGGAGCGGGUAGAGAGCUGGGUGGAUGUUGUACGUCGGCUGCGAUAUAAGGAUUUCCAGCUGGCUACGAGGCCUGGGAUUGUGGAGGAGGAGGAUGGAAGUGGGAAACAAGGGACUGGGAACGGGAACGGGAACGGGGAAAAGAAAAACGGGAAAGAGUUGGAUCUUGCGGUGGGACUGGAUGAGGUGGACAGUGUCAAGGAGUUUGGGAGCAUUAUGGAGAGGAGGGGGGUUUGGAAUUGGUGGAGGAGGGGGAUGGGGUACGCUUGA